AUGUUUGCAUAUUACACACUAAACGGAAACGUAUCCAAGGUGCACGCGAGAAGUCUGUGGUCGCGUGCACGCCGACGCCCUCGUCAGCCGUUUACGCGUUUGCAGGUCGGCGGGCACAGGCUCGAGUGCGCUGCACACGAGCCCCAGCAGGAAAGUAUUGCUAUCGUCCAGAGUACUUGGUCUCAAGCUGUGCAACAGCGCGAGCGUCUUGGACAAGUAUUUUACGACCGCCUGUUCGCACUAUAUCCGGAACUACAGCCCAUGUUCCGUUCGGAUCCGGCACUUCAACGGAUACGCCUCGUCGAUAUGGUGGACGCUGGCGUUAAGCUACUGAAUUCGCGGCGCGAUUUGGAACAAGCGCUUCGUGAUCUUGGGAAGCGCCACGUUAAGUACGGCACCCAGGAGGAGCAGUAUCCCAUCGUGGGCGAGAAUUUGCUGCACGCCCUCGAGUCCAUCCUCGGCAGCAAGCAUUUUAGCGAAGAUAUGCGCAAAGCGUGGCUAGAUGUCUAUGCAUAUUGGAGCUCGGUCAUGUUGGAAGGUGCUCGCGAAGCUCAAUGA
Messenger RNA from Cyanidioschyzon merolae strain 10D, 558 nucleotides. RefSeq lists its product with no specific name. Gene Ontology annotation, biological process: cellular response to nitrosative stress; nitric oxide catabolic process. The transcript has a single exon. Gene Ontology annotation, molecular function: heme binding; FAD binding; nitric oxide dioxygenase [NAD(P)H] activity. The record is from RefSeq and is a predicted model, not a curated record. Lineage: Eukaryota; Rhodophyta; Bangiophyceae; Cyanidiales; Cyanidiaceae. Bases 1 to 558 code for a protein of 185 amino acids. Gene Ontology annotation, cellular component: intracellular anatomical structure.